Molecule: messenger RNA, 4478 nt
Organism: Thlaspi arvense
Lineage: Eukaryota; Viridiplantae; Streptophyta; Magnoliopsida; Brassicales; Brassicaceae
Source: the annotation of a GenBank genome assembly
CCUGCCAGUUCGGGCGGGAAUGGAUUGGGCCAAAUUGUUAAAAAGCCCAAUUCAGAAACUGCUACGCUUGUUGUUUCGUCCACUCUCCUCUGCAUUGAUUCCCCAUUCCGUCGCCAUUCACUACCGCCGUAGCACUAGCGCAAGUCUCUCUGUAGCUAGGGUUUUAGGGUUCCGAUGGGAGUACCAUCGUUCUACAGGUGGUUAAUCGAGAGAUAUCCGUUGAUUUUGCAAGAUGUCAUUGAAGAAGAACCGCUCGAAAUCGGCGGCGGCGCCACGGUCCCUGUCGACACUAGCAAACCUAAUCCUAAUGGCCUCGAGUAUGAUAAUUUGUAUCUCGACAUGAACGGAAUCAUUCAUCCAUGCUUCCAUCCCGAAGACAAGCCUUCUCCGACAACGUUUUCCGAGGUGUUUCAAUGUAUGUUCGAUUACAUAGACAGACUUUUCGUGAUGGUUCGACCCCGGAAGCUGUUAUACUUGGCUAUUGACGGUGUUGCUCCAAGGGCGAAAAUGAAUCAACAGAGAUCCAGACGGUUUAGAGCUGCGAAGGAUGCAGAAGAAGCAGCAGCUGAAGAAGAGCGGCUGCGGCAAGAGUUUGCGAGUGAAGGGAGGAGGCUGCCUCCUAAAUUGGAUUCUCAAGUUUUUGACUCUAAUGUCAUAACUCCUGGAACACAGUUCAUGUCUACUCUGUCAAUUGCGUUGCAGUACUACAUCCACGUUAGACUGAAUUCUGAUCCUGGGUGGAAAAAGAUUAAGGUUAUCCUCUCGGAUGCUAAUGUUCCUGGUGAGGGGGAACACAAGAUCAUGUCAUACAUACGUCUUCAAAAGAAUCAUCCUGGUUACAACGCAAACACUUGUCAUUGUCUGUAUGGUUUGGACGCAGAUUUGAUCAUGCUAGCGUUGGCUACCCACGAAGUUCAUAUAUCAAUCCUUCGUGAGGUUGUUUUCACUCCUGGACAACAAGACAAAUGCUUCUUGUGUGGCCAGAUGGGGCACCGAGCAGCAGAUUGUGAGGGCAAGGUAAAGAGGAAGGCAGGAGAUAUGCUUGAUAAUAGUGAGACAGAUCUCGUAGCUAAGAAGAAGCCAUACCAGCUCGUCAAUAUCUGGACGCUUCGAGAGUAUUUGGAGCACGACAUGCAGAUACCUAACUCACAAUUUCAAAAAUGUUUGGACCGCAUAAUCGAUGACUUCAUCUUCAUCUGUUUUUUUGUUGGGAAUGAUUUCUUGCCGCAUAUGCCUACGCUAGAAAUACGGGAGGGUGCUAUAGAAUUACUGAUGUCUGUGUACAAGAAGGAAUUUGGAUCGAUAGCAAGCUACUUAAGCAAUGGAAGCGAGCUGAACUUGAAAAAUGUGGAGCAUUUUAUCCAGGCCGUUGGGCUCUUUGAAAAUAAUAUAUUUAAGAGGAGAGCACAAACUCAUCAGAGGCAAUCGGAAAGGUUUAGCCGUGAUAGAACUCAAGCAAGCAGAAAAUCUAAUAAUGGCCAGGUUGUGCAACUAGAGAAUCUAGUUGAAGAGCCUACUUCAUCGCAUGCCAUACCUCCACCAAAGUGUUUGCGACUGUCUUUGGAUGAUAGCAUUGAUGACGUAAAUGUUGAAACAGAAUGUAGCAUCAAAGCAGAAGAACUAGAUAACAAAGAAGAAUUGAAGUUUAAGCUUAAGAAACUGUUGCGGGAAAAAUCGGAUGGGUUCAGCACAGGGAAAGGCGAACAAGAUAAGGUUAGGCUAGAUGUACAAGGAUGGAGGGAAAGAUACUAUGAGGAAAAAUUCACAGCUAAGUCCGUGGAGGAAAUGGAACAAAUACGCAGAGAUGUUGUGUUGAAGUAUACAGAAGGCCUUUGUUGGAUAAUGCAUUAUUAUUAUCAUGGUGUUUGUUCCUGGAAUUGGUUUUAUCCAUAUCAUUAUGCACCUUUCGCAUCUGAUCUCAAGUUCCUUGAUAAGCUAGAGAUUAAGUUCGAAGUAGGUUCCCCUUUUAAACCAUUUAAUCAGCUUCUGGCAGUUCUGCCAUCUGCAAGUGCGCAUGCUCUCCCAGAGUGCUUUAGGACAUUGAUGACAGAUCCAAACUCACCUAUAGCUGAUUUUUAUCCUUCAGAUUUUGAGAUUGACAUGAAUGGAAAGCGCUAUUCUUGGCAGGGUAUAGCAAAACUGCCUUUUAUUGAAGAAAGGCGUCUUCUGGAUGCAGCCGCAAGAGUGGAGCACUCACUGACGGAGGAGGAAAUUCGAAGAAACAGUGUGUUGUGUGACAUGCUCUUUGUAGUUGCAUCUCAUCCACUUGCUGAGCUCAUCCGUUCUCUUAAUAGCCGUACCAUGAAAUUGAGCAAUGAAGAGCAAGGAACAAUUACGGAAACAGUGGACCCUGUACUAAGUGAAGGGAUGAAUGGUUACUUAGCUUCAUGUGGUGGAGAUAGUCAGCCUCCGUGCUUCCCUUCCCCAAUCGAAGGCAUGGAAGAUGUUUUAGCCAAUCAAGUCAUUUGUGCCAUAUACAAACUUCCAGAUGAUGUUAGAGGCAGCGAGAUUUCUCGCCUACCUCCAGGAGUGGUGCUCCCUAAAAAGACUGUGCAGCUAGUGGAUUUGAAAGCUGGAGCUAAUCUAUGGCAUGAAGAUGGUGACAAAAGACGAGCUCCUGCAAAGAUAAUAAAAGUCAAGAGGUAUAACCCACAAGGAUCCAUUUCUGGGGAUAGGCUUGGGAAGGCAGCACACAGACUUGUGCUACAAACUAUAAAUUCGCAGGCGCACAUCAGCUCAGAAGCGGCGUUGCGUACAAAUACUAUUUUCCAGAACGAACAAGUGUCGAAGCAAGUCCCAUCAUACCGAGGGAAUGCGGUAGUGAAGAUAGACGCUCCUCCGAGUGAACACAACCGGAACAAGAAGAGGAAGAGAAACAGAAGCUUUGACGCUCCGAGUGAACAUACCCACAAGAAGAAGAAGAAGAAGAAAGACAAAACCCCUCAAAGUGAACUUAGUGAGCAGCAGAAGAAGAAUAUAGAAAACAGAAAGCGCAAGGUAAGGGAGAAAAAAAAGAGAAAUGUCGCUAAUAGAAGAGAGAAAGCCACAAAUGUGCCGGCAAGCAAAUGAGAAACCAAUUUUACAUUAUGUAGAUCCCAACAGUUUUGAUAUUCGCAUUUUCUCCCCUAUUAAUACUUUUCUUUCUUUCUUUGUCACGUCCAAUUAGUACACUAAAUUGAUGGAACUAGUCUAAUGUCAUUUGACUAGAUACAUCAUAUUUUAAUUUGACUUCAGUUUAAAGAAUGAGAAAAAUACAUUUGAAGUUAUUUUGACGAUAGAUUAUGCUACUAGUAAGCUAAUUAAUGUAUACAAUUAAGCUUCAAGAAAUGUAACUAAGUUCAGACACGGUUUCAUGUGAUUUAAGUUGCAAAAACGUUUUUUUAUAGUAUUGGGCCAAUAACAAUCGCAGAGGAUUAUGGUUCUUAUCGGUUCGUCAGUCAAUUCACUGCCUUGAGCCGCGGCUACCAAGAUCAGACGCAGCCUUAGACGCCCGCUCUAACGCACCGGACAGCCAAAGAGCUCCGCUGGAGAAGUAACUGCUAUUGACAACACUUGUUGCAGCAGCCGCCGCGGUUCUACCUGUGGCAGAGACGGCUGAUUUGGCUUUGUCUGAAACAUGGUACUUUUGGUCGGUCAAUCUGACCGCUUCAACUCCGGCGAAGAUUUUGUCAGUGAGACCGAUCCUCUGGUCAAGUUGAGAUACUCUAGCAGCUGCAGCAGCUGAUACGCCGUGGGAUUCGUCAAAUCCUUUAGCCUUGGUUAAAGCGUCUUUCCCUAGCACGAACCCGGUGGCUAGCAUUGUUUUCACGACUUCUUGGGCUUUCGUCACUGCUUCUCCAGCGUUGAACUCACCUCGUUGAGGAGGAGUAUGUGAGUACGUUUCAUCUUCAAAACCCCGUGGAGUCCCGUUCCAGAAGUCAAACUCCUGGUGAUGCUGUCCCCAACGAGUUAUGCAAACGCGCUGCUCCAAUAUCGUUGCGCCCUAAAUAAAACAGCAGUUUCCUGAGAAUAGGAAUCCUUGAACAUGACAUAAGCAGUGCACGCUUGCUCACCCGACCUUUAUCUCGUUAACAACACACCAGAGAAGGAGAAGAAGUCGAUGAGAUCUUUCUCAGUAACAGCUGGAGAUAACCCAGUAACUUCCACACCAUAUCCAUUUUGAUGAUUCAUCUUGUUCAGUAGCUUAAGAACUUCAAAAUAAAUCGAAGGAUCGAACUUACCUGCUGUUGACCAACACACACACACGGAGAAGCUUGAAAGAGAGACGAUAGUGAUGAAGUAGCUGAUGACGGGAGAGGGACGACCUUUUUUCUAGAGAACGAAACAAACGCAAUUUGAAAGGUCAAAACGGCGUCGUUAUCCACUCGAGCAAACUUAAUGGGGCUUUCAUAUUCUGAGUGGGCUCAUAAACAAAAGAUCUGUACGAAAGGCUCAAUAUGAUUGAGAUUAUUUUUCCAGUCCAGCCCAAACAAUUAUUA